AUGAUGGAUAUAAAAUACAAGGGAUGGAACAAACACCAGCCAACAACAGGUCAAAAACUGAUUCAAAAGAACAUUAAUCACCCAACUCUACCAUUUAGAGAAGCCAGAUCAAUAACAACUAUCAAAGGAAGAGACUUAGCAUGGAGGUAUCUACUCAAGGCACUUCCAAAACACCAUGGGGAGAAUUGCCACUCAUGUAAAGAAGAAGAGUGGUCUAUGCACAUCUUCUUCGAAUGCAAAUCAAUAAAACAGGAUAUCGACUCAAUCUAUCAAAAGUGGUCAAAUUAA
Molecule: messenger RNA, 288 nt
Organism: Dictyostelium discoideum AX4
Lineage: Eukaryota; Evosea; Eumycetozoa; Dictyosteliales; Dictyosteliaceae
Exons: 2
Coding region: 1-288 (95 amino acids)
Source: RefSeq, a predicted model, not a curated record